Messenger RNA from Tripterygium wilfordii, 980 nucleotides. RefSeq names its product UMP-CMP kinase 3-like. Gene Ontology annotation, molecular function: UMP kinase activity; ATP binding. The record is from RefSeq and is a predicted model, not a curated record. Gene Ontology annotation, cellular component: nucleus; cytoplasm. NCBI's taxonomy places the organism in Eukaryota, Viridiplantae, Streptophyta, Magnoliopsida, Celastrales, Celastraceae. Gene Ontology annotation, biological process: CDP biosynthetic process; 'de novo' pyrimidine nucleobase biosynthetic process; UDP biosynthetic process. The transcript has 10 exons. The coding region runs from base 122 to 748 and encodes 208 amino acids.
CGCGUCAUUUGUCACGGACCUCUUGCUCAGAUCUCAUUUCCCUCCACUUUCUUAUCUAUCUCUCUCGCGCUCUCUCGUUUGUUUCUGAAGACAAUAACCAAACUCAAGUUAGUUAGUACUCAUGGGAACUGCUGUUGAUGCUGUGGCUAAGGAGGCAAAUGGAAGUGUAACUGAGAAGAAGCCUACAGUUGUCUUUGUUUUAGGUGGCCCUGGUAGUGGAAAGGGUACUCAGUGUGCAAAUAUUGUCCAACACUUUGGAUAUACACAUCUUAGUGCUGGAGAUCUUCUUCGUGCAGAAAUUAAAUCUGGUUCUGAAAAUGGAACCAUGAUUCAGAACAUGAUUAAGGAGGGAAAGAUUGUCCCUUCCGAAGUAACUAUUAAGCUUCUCCAAAAAGCAAUGCAAGAAAGUGGCAAUGACAAAUUUCUUAUUGAUGGUUUCCCCCGUAAUGAGGAGAACCGUGCGGCGUUUGAAGCUGUUACUAAGAUCGAGCCAGAAUUCGUCCUAUUCUUUGAUUGUCCUGAGGAAGAGAUGGAGCAACGAAUUCUGAGCAGGAACCAGGGAAGAGAAGAUGAUAAUGUUGAAACAAUAAGGAAGCGAUUCAAGGUUUUUCUGGAGUCCAGUCUCCCUGUGAUUGAGUACUAUGACGCUAAGGGAAAAGUCCGAAAGAUUGAUGCUGCAAAGCCUGUUGAAGAGGUUUUUGAGGCUGUUAAGACCAUUUUUACUCCAAAGGAGAAGGCUGCUGCGUAAGAUACUGUAGUUGGACCACAGAAUUUCUUAUGAGGUAUUGCUGUCAUUCACCUUUACUAUAUGGGGCAGGUUUCAUAGUUUCUAGGCGUAUAGUCUAUACAUUUGAGUUAUUUCCUUACUGUUUCAUUUUUGUGACUGUAUUUCCAUAACAAGGUUAAUAAUAAUACUGAGAACAAUAGUCAUAGUGCACCUGUUUGUGUGCUUAGUAUGUUAAUUGUUUGUUCUUCAUUGA